Messenger RNA from Aegilops tauschii subsp. strangulata, 1251 nucleotides. The record is from RefSeq and is a predicted model, not a curated record. NCBI's taxonomy places the organism in Eukaryota, Viridiplantae, Streptophyta, Magnoliopsida, Poales, Poaceae.
AUGACGCCGGCCAGCGGCGGAAAGCAGGCCAUCGAGAACACCGGCGGCGGCGCCGGCGCAACCGUAGCCGCCGCUGCCAUGCCCUCCCCCAUGGCGCGAGCCACCCCCGGACCCAGCGCCAGACCCCGCGGCCCCAGACCCCUCUCCUCACGAGGCGAGCCCGCGGAUCCCGGCGACCAAGGUGACCACAAGCCCGCCCCGCCCGAGACCGUCAGCCCCUUCAGCCAGCCAGCACGGCUCGACUUGCGCCGCCGCAUCAUCAGCCACCCACCAUCCGCCGAUCCCUUGCCGCCCGACGCGGCGCCGGCCGGAGCAGGAGCAAGUGCCCCCCGGAUCCCGAUCCCGAUCCCCCUCUGCCAGAUCCAGGAUCGGGCCAGGGUCCCCCGCCAAGGCCAAGGCCGCACCAGCAGCGCACGCCGCGCCGCCCCCGCCGGCCACGACAACGGUCGAAUCCCCUCUCCCUCCAACCUCAGACCGCCCCGCCCCCAUUGCGCACGGCUAGACCAACCCCUCCUGGGCACCGUCCUCCUCAUUGCCAGACCCGCCGGAAAGCAACCAGAACCGCCCCCACACCCUCUAGGACGGAGCACCACCCCGGGCCCUGGUGACAGCGACCGCCACAGGGACGCACCAGCCACCAGAUCCCCCCUUCUGGCGUCAGUCGCAUCCGCAGGGCGGCCCCUCACGACCGUCGUCUGCGCGCCGGCCCGCCCGUCGAUCUACGCCGACCGUCUGCGCCCUCUCCGACCGGGACACCUGCAUCGCCUCCACCCGGCGGCCUCGCGCCAUGCAACGGCCAAUCAGAGCCGCCGCUCGCGCGCCGGCCCGCCAAUCGAUCGAUGUCACCCGACUCCACCAAGUCUGCACGGCGGCCCGGCGGUCUAUCUCGCCGGCCUCGUCCUCGGCUGCGUCGGGACGGCUGCGUUACACUCGUUGGAUGCCUCAACUCGGGCGCCGCUGCUCCGUUGGUCGCUCGGGCAUCGCUGCCUGGGUGCCGGCGCUGCUUUGGCAGCACGGGUGCCGGUGCCGACACACUCGUCUGCACGACGUCUCACGCCGUCCGUCGUCGCCGGCCUCAUCCCGGACUCCGCCGCCACUACGCCUCCAUCGAGCGGCGUCCCCGACCUCGCGCGCGAUCGGCUUGAUCACUCGCUCGCCGCCGCGAUCUGCCUCAUCUACGCCACGCGACCAACCUGGCCCGUCAGUUGCGCGCGCCUCCGCACGUCCCGUGAAGAUUGUCCCCGAGUUUAG